This is a messenger RNA of Daktulosphaira vitifoliae (grape phylloxera), 1404 nucleotides long. RefSeq names its product enoyl-CoA delta isomerase 2 (gene Dci). NCBI's taxonomy places the organism in Eukaryota, Metazoa, Arthropoda, Insecta, Hemiptera, Phylloxeridae. The transcript is spliced from 6 exons. The record is from RefSeq and is a predicted model, not a curated record. The coding region runs from base 337 to 1101 and encodes 254 amino acids.
UAAUUUAUUCUGUAUUAAUUUAUCUAAAACAUAAAAAGAUGGCUGGGUCUAUUUAACAUAUCACAUUUUUUAAUUAUUUUACUCAAAUCAUAUUUAUAUAACUAAAACUGCUCAAAUAUAUUAGAAUUGAUGAUUAAGGCGAAUGACAAAGUAGUAUCAUAAAAAUUCUUAUUUAGUUAUUUUAUUAACUUAUAUAACCAAAGAAAUAGUGGAUUGUAGAUAUAUUAUGAUAUAUUAACAAUCAUUAUAAAUAAAAUUUAUAACAACAAAACAUCACAUUUAAUUUAUUUUUUUAUUUUCAUAAAAACAAUAAUAUAUAUUGUAGUUUUACUGAAAAUGUCUACUUUAUUAAUUACUUACUGUGAUACCAUACAAACUAUUGCAUUUAAUCGCCCAUUAAAACGUAAUGCCAUAUCCCGACAGUGCUAUACUGAAAUAGUUCAAGCAUUAGAUGAAGGAAAAAAUAAUGAAUCUGUAUCGGUUACUUUGUUAACUGGUGUAGGUAAAUUCUAUAGCAGUGGUACAGAUUUAACAGAUGAAUAUGCCGAUAGAGAACUAAGUUUAACUGCAACCAAUUUAGUCAAAGCAUUUAUAGAUUAUCCAAAAUUAUUAGUUGCAUUAGUUAAUGGUCCAGCAAUCGGAAUUGCUUGUACAACCUUAGGACUUUGUGACCUUGUCUUCGCUUAUAAAACAGCAACUUUUACAUGUCCCUUUCAUAGGCUAGGUUUGACUGCAGAGGGUUGUUCAACUAUUACAUUUCCAUUAAUUAUGGGAAAAUUAAGAGCUACUGAGUUUUUAUACUCUGGUAGGACAAUAACUGCAAGAGAAGCUGUAGAAUAUGGAUUAGUUAACGAAAUUAUUGAAGAUGGACCAAUAGGACUAGAUAAUUUAAUUAAAAGACUAACUUCUCAAAUAGCCAAGCAUAAAUUGCCAGUAAUUUAUACAAAGUCUAUGAUAUUGCAAGGACUAAUUAGUAAAAAAGAACUUCAUGCAGCCAAUAAAAGAGAAUGUGAAAGACUGCAGGAAAGAUUCAACUCGAAUGAUUUUCAUCAAUCUAUCAUUGAUUUUAUAAAUAGAAAAGACAUGAAAAAUAAACUUUAAGUUAUGAUCUCAAUUUAAUAUUUCAUCACAAUUAAUGGAUGGGUUUUUUAUUUUACAUCAGAUUUUUCAUACAAAUAUAAUUUAAGUUAGUAAUAUUAUACAUCACAAAUUUUAUAUUUAGUUUUAAAAUGAUUUUUAUUAUUAUUUAAAUUAAAUUAUGUUUAAUUUACAUGAAGAAAUUUGUGAUAAUCUAUUUUUUAUUGUUUUUUUUUAUAAUUGUAGUAGAGUUUUUACAUAUUAUUGUUGUUUAUUGUAUUAUAAUUUAUUAUACAGAUAUAAUAAAAUAAAUAUUGGUGAUAUGAA